UGGGGAAGGAUCUCUGUUUGGAGAUCAUUUCCUUGUGGAGUUUCCCUUGUGAGCUUCGAUCUUCAGGUACAGCUCAGCGAAGUGGAAGUGUGUGUCCUGCCUUUGGAUAAGGAAAGGAUUGGGAAUAUGGUGAUAUUUAUGAAGUGGAUGAAGAAGAAGACUUGGGCUUAUGAAAGAUUUUCUUAGCUAUUAAAUUUUUGUUUCUGCAGAGCCCUCACAGUGACAGUACUGACCAGGUAAGUUCUCUUUGACUUUUAUUUGCUUAUUUAUUUAGUUUCAAAGUUCUGCAGAGUAACAUAUGCAGCUGUUAAGCUGUAUAGUGCUGGCUAUAUGAGCACCAGAAAGAGCAAAGCACUGAAAGAGAAUUUUGCCUGGAUGGAAGGAUCUGCCUAAAUUUAAAUGGAUCAGAAGAAAUGGAAGUGAAGGAUACGUCCUCCUUGAAAUACUUCCUGCUUUCAUAUGCUUGCUAUUGAAAUACGUAAGUCAAGUGAAAUCUAAUUGAAAACCAAACCAAAGAAGCUUUUAACAAUUCCUGAAAGGAAUGAGAAAGUGAGAGAAGUGAUAUUAAGCUAGCAGAGGAAUCACUGUCAUCUUUUCAACACUUAUAGCACACCCAAACCAAACAUCUGUAUUUUUUUUUUUUUUUUGAAGAAGGAACGGUUUAUGUUCUUAAGUUAUUUAAAUAGUGCUUAAAGCUUUGUAAUUUGACAAAUUUCAUGUGAUUAUUUUGAUAGCUUUUUUUUUAACAUAACAGUGAAGCUUCUCUGGUGUUUGAAAAAAAGCAGACUAUGCUACAUCAUUUUCUAUUCAAAAUGUAGUUCCAAAUUCGCAUCUUAAAUUUGAAAUCGCAUCCGUUUUCAUAUCAGAUGCUGUUCUCUGAGACGUGGUAGAUAAGUGUUUUUUCCUGUUGAAUGAGGUAAUCUCUCUGUCAUCAUUAUAGUAAUCUAAAAUGUGUAGACUCCUUGGAAAUGAGAGCUUUAAGAAAAUUAUUAUUUUUAAUACAAAUGGACAGAUUAAUAGCUGGCAUGGCAUAAAAAUGCAUGGUCCUGAUAAGCUGGUGAUGAGAGAGAGAGUUUAGGAACGGAAUGGUGAGAGAAAUUCUUGUUAUUUGAAGUGUUACGGAAAUACACGUGGCAGCAUCAGCAUGUGUUUGCUUUAAUGCUGUUAGUAGUAGAAUUCUUUUUCCUUAUGAUUUAAUGCAAGGAGUGUGUUAUAUUAAAAAAAUGUUAUAUCUAUAGCAGAGAAUCUAUCUGCUGCAAAUACGUUUGUGUGUAAAACCUGUCUGCAAAACAGUGGUCCAGGGAAGACCAGUGUGACUUGGAGAAUGUGAAGUUUUGUACUUGUGUGCAGUUUUUCUAUAAAGCUGGAUAGAAAACCAUUUGUUUUCCAGAGUGUUUUUGAUUUGCUAUGGCAGGAUACGCCAUUAGUGAGCUUUCAGUGAUGUUAUUUGGUGGGCUUUUUACCAUCUUUUACUUAACAGGAGUAUAACAAAUCUUUGUGUCCAUAACAAAAACAAAAACAACCUAAACAAUAUGAUUUAUUUAGUUUAGAUUUGUAUUUCUAUUGAUGUGCAUAGUUUCUAAAACUCAAGGCUGUGUGAAGGUUUUGCUUGCAUGUUAAUAGGAAUUGAUGGUGCAGUCAUUAAAAAAAAGAAAACAAACAAAACCAACUAACCAAACAAAAAUCACAACACAAAACUGGUAAUAUAAUUGAACUGUGAGAAGGGCUGUGAUGAGGAUGUUAUUUGGCUUUGGCACUUGGCCUUGUAAACUGUGAAGCAGGAAACACCUGGUAGAAAUCUCCAGUGUCUUUUUGUCACUUUGUCUUGAAGUCUUCCUUGGUAGUGUAAUGGUUUAGCAGCAAGCCCAGCAAGAUAACCUGGAUGAGUCGUGUGUCACUGUAGUAUCUGUCACUGCUCCUUUAUUUUGGAUUCUUUCUGUGAAUGCAAACCUAAGGAUCCUAUGUUAGAUGUAACCAACAGUAGCCUGGAUCAUAUCUGGUGCUUGCAGAGAACACCAAAAAUAGUAACUUAAACUCUUAUGGCUAGCAAAAUAUUUAUUAAGUCAUCUCUAAUCUUGUAAGAUCUGUUUCCAGCUUUGCAUCUAUAACUUUUUUUUUUGUCGAAUAACCAGGGGAAGAGAAAUGCUGUAAGAAGUAUGAUAUAUAUAUCUUUGGUUUAGGGACACACUGUAUAUAUGAACUACGGUGGGUAUUUGUUUUUGAAUAUACAUAUACUGACAGACUUAAGAUCAUCUAAAACCUGCUAGUGUGAGACUUCUGGCACAAACUAGGACACGGGCUGGUUACAUCAAACAUUCCAUAAUUGUUUGUGUGCAAUCCUGUCUUUUUCCUUUGUUUACUGUCAGAGCUAAUUUGGACUCCUGUGCAUUCGUCCCAGCAGGGGCAUGUCAUCUGUUUGUCAUGGGUGAUGGGAACAAUUGAUGUUCUUUAUAAAUAACAUAGCAAAGCUGAUAGGAGGAAAAGUUCCUGCCAUCAGUGUGCUGCUACAGACUGGGCAUGAAGGCAGCAAGCUGCCUCCUGUUGAACUGUUAAAAGGGAAAGCAUUCAGGGAAGCGGGGGUGAGGAGGGGCGCAAGGCAAGAGACUAACUUACUUAAAAUUGAUUAUUAUUAUUUUUUUAAGAGCUGAAUGUGCUGGAUUUAGAAAUGGUAUUUGAAUUGCAGCUCUUCAGAACUGUUCUGGUGUAUUUUCUUAAAAAAAUAAUUGUCUUUUUUUUCUUCCCUGUCUUGUUCUCUACAUCCCACUCCCCAGUCUGCUGCUUCCAUCUUCCAGCCCUAACUGAAAGGAACAGAGAAUUUAUCCAUUAUGGUAAAUAACUUGCUCUGAGCCCCAGCUGUACAACUGGGUUUACCCUGACACAGAAAACUCUGAGGGAGGAGCUUGUGAGGAAAUGCUUUGGUGUGAUUGUAGACUGACAAACAUUAAACUCGUGUAGGACCGGCCAUGUGGAGCACAGUAAUCCCAUCUUAAAAUAUUGCUUCUUUAGUCUACAGUUUCUUUUUUUGACUUGGGUCAGCUUGGUGAUGAUAGAUUGAUUGUUUUUAAAUUACUUAAUCUUACAUCCUCCCUUCUCACCUUCCUCACUUUUUAAUGGUUAAAAAAAACCAACCAGGUUGUAGCCAAAUAAUUGUUUUUCUAAACAAUUCUGUGCAUGAAGAUUGCUAUGUCUGUUUUCAAACAGAAUACUUUUUCCCCCUUAAAAGAAUGUCAUUCCUAUCUCUCUCCCCACCCCUUGAGCUUUUCCUUCAAUACUCAGUACUGAGAAAGAGGCCUUCAAAACAGUAUUUUCAGGCACAUUAAGUGUAGUUGUGGCAGUCUCAGCCUUCUUCUAUCUUUCAACCUUUGAAUCUGAGCAGUGGAAGUGUUUUAUCACACCUAGGAUUUUGGAAAUUUAAAAUCUCCAUUCCUUGGGGAGAUUUGGAGAUCUCCUGCCCACUUCUCAGUUUAAGAUGUUUGCUACUGCACUCUGUCCUUUCUAAAUCUCUUCCAGCUGAGUUUUAAGAUGCUUGCACUGAUGGAGUUUGUCAGUGGACCACCUGUGUCUGGGCUCUCCGUAGCAAUGAGGAGUCUUUGAAACUUAUGUAAAUGUACUGCACACUGAAAAUAAUGAGUGCUGUAUAGAAGGACCAGACUUGUUUGAGUAAGAGAUCUAUUUGAUCUCUUAGCUUUAAGGAAGUAAGAGCUUGUGUUGGCAGCUUAGACAGACUGGACAGUGCUGCUGUGCCAUUUUCAAUAGCUUUUGAAUGUCUCAAGAAGACCAGCUGUGCCAACCUGAGGGUUUAGAACUGAGAAGAUAAGGAAGAUACUUGGAAUUGGAGAAAAGAGAAAUUUAGAUGUAGAUAUUUAAAUGUUCUAAAUACCAAAGUAGGUUAAACUUGAAUGACUGAAAUGGCUGUUUGUGUUUUUUUUUAUCAGAUGCUUGCUACUGAAAUGUUAUGUAACUUGAAAAUAAAUUUUUUAGAACAUUUUAUAGCUAGCUGUUAUGUUUUACAUAUGUUAAUAUGUAAUUCUGCUCUAGUAGAUAUUAACUUCUUGCUGUUGUGGCGUGAUACAUACUAAGGUUUUUUUUAAUCAUGUCUUUGCUUAUCUCUUCUUUUCUGUUAAGGCUCAACAAGCUGCUGGCCUGUGUGUGCUUUCUGUCAAUUUCUGUGUUUUCCAUGGUAGCUAACUUCCAGCUUAACUCAUGGAGGGUGGACUAAUGUACGUAGUGUUACUGUGUAGGUUUUGUUUAAUUUUAUCCAUUAUAAGAUGUAUUUGUCAUUAAUGCUUUUAAAAAUUGAAUACGUUUUCUUCCUGACAGAAAAAUAAAGAAUUCUGAUUAGCAAUUUUGCAGGUGCUAUCUUUGUUGCGUUUCGACGUUGUGCAAAAUACAACAUCAGUGGUGCAGGAAAAGCAUGCUCAGCUUAAGUUCCUGAGAUUAUAGUCAACUGUAGGAAUUCUGUGAGGGUUUCCUCCAUGUGAAAAUUACAAGCGUGAAAAAUUAAGCAGCAGGUUGUGCUGACCUCAGCAUUGUCUGAGUGAUCCUGAGUGAUCCUGUUUCCUCUCUUCUUUAAUUCUUUCCUUAAAUGCUUGUAGCAGUGGUGGGUUUGGUCAUAACCACAAUAUACUAGCCACUGUUUUUCACUCCUAUUGGAGGGGUACAACAAACUCAAAAUAAAGAAAGAAACCCACUGCCACGUCCUUUGAAAUAUCAAAGAAAAGGUUUGGCUUGUGCUACUUGCUUACAGAGAUACUUUCUGCAGCUUCUGGUUUAGGAGUAUGAAGUUCUUCAGCUGUGUGAAAAUGCCUGGAUGCUGGACUUCUGGGUGUUACUAGGGGGAAAAUAUACUGCCAGGUAGUCUGCUGCCAAAUGACUGGGGAAUAGCUGAUGGAGCAUCAUUCCUUAGUGUUUUGAAAGUAAAGGCAGAAUUCUUCAUUACAGUCGUAUCAGGAGCUGUCACCUUCAUUUCAGGCACAUUCAAAACAGAGCUUCUGUUGGAAAAUAAACCUGCAGAUGUAGAGGAAAGAUAAAAGUUGCAUGAAAAAGCAAAUACAAUAAGAAAUUAUCAAGUCGCUUAUUCUGCAUGGAAGAAACAUCACUUUAUUAGUAUAUCCCUGUGUUCUUUCAUGAUGUUUUUUCUGAAACUAUCUACAAAUGUUAUUCCAAAUGAAUUUCAUAAUGUCUACAGGCUUUCUGUUCUCCCUUGUAAGCAGUAUAAGUUUGCAAGAAAAUAAAGUUGUCUGGCAUACAGGUAAUUUCAGGCUUAAUGCUGUCUUUCUGUUUUGAAGCUGCUUUUUUUUUUUUUUGCUAUCUCAUUGUGACUACUUUAGCUUGUAUUUCAGCAGUCUGUGUCAUUUUGGUUUGCCACAUCAGAUAAUAGAGUGACUCUACUGAAGCAGGCUUUGAUGAGUACUAUUGAUUAUUUAUGGAGACAUGCUAUUUUAAUCAAGUAAAUUCAUUUAAGCUGUCAUGGUGAUUCAGUGUAAUAAUGUGCUUAUGCUUCAUGCUAGCUAGUAGGUUUGCAUUCUGUGUGGUUACAGAUAAUUUAGAGGAUGUAACAGUUUCAGUAGAUUGGUAUAGAAGUUUAGUUGUGGUUUAGUGUCACGUAAGACUUCAUAUAAUCUUUAAAAGCAUUGAUCCAAUUACAUUUUCAAGGCCUGACUUAAAAUGUUCCGAAGAAAUAGCUCAACUAUUCAACUCAGCAUCUCUGUGCUUUGCACAUAAGGAGAAGGGUGCAAGGGCAGGAGGCUGCUCGUGGAGUGCUACAUAGCAACACUCAGGCAGUGCUGAACAAAAAGUAGGUUAGUUACAGCAGCUGCUCUGCUGGGAGCUGCAUGCUUAGCCCGGGCUCCUGGCGGCCUCCUGUGUGUGCUCACAGGCAUGCUGCACUCCCAGCAUUUCUAGGGAAUCAUUAACUUUUUCAGUUGAAGUGGCCUAAAACAGAUAAUGCGAUGAGCCUAGCUGAGGUGUGGGUAAUAUUCUGACUCCCUGGCCUGGUCUUUAAUUGCAAGACUGUUUUUACCCUUGUGUGAGCGUGCAGUGUCCUACAUUAGCACAGGUUUGGCGUAGUCUUGUGAAAGUAGGUGAGAAUUGGAGGGGCUCUAAAUGCUGUAGGUUGCUCUGGUGAUAAGUUUAGAUGUGGAAUAAAUUUUAAAGAAAAAAAAAAUUCUGCGAGUAGGUACUUAUACCACAUAGGGUGGCUCUGAAGUAGCCUUUUAAUUAUCUUUAUUUAGAUAUAGAAUGCUUUAUUAGCUAUCCUUCAGAAUAUCCAAACUGCUUAUGCGUAUCAUGCUUGUAAUUAGCAUUGUCUAAAUAAGUUUUGGGCUGUGUAGGUCGUCUUAAUCCAGUUUUGUGUUCUCUCUUGGCUAAAAGUGAACAUGAAUCAGUGCUUUCCUGGCACACCUCAGAAGCAACUGCCAGAGUGCUUAGUAUUUAAAAUGAUGAACUCUGUUCGCAGCAGUACAAAGGUACACAGUCACCUUUGAAAGCAAUUACUGCUUACCUGUCUCUGAGGAAAAGAACCAAGGCCCAUGCCUGGUGAGCAGCAAUGCAGCAUUGCCAGUUGGUGACCUUUGAGUGCUAAGAGCUUCGGAGUGGACGUGGUGAGACUGGGGCAUGACCUGCACUCUGCCCUGUGUGCAGAGCAAAUAGGUAAAGAUCAAUAUUCUCUAAAUGUCACGUUAGCAGCAGGUCUGCUGCAGCCUCUUGUUGUGUUUGGUUAUGUGUUAGUAUAUUCUGAAGACCAGAAUGUGUUCUGCUCUGCUCUGUGGCUUGUUUUGUCUGCAUAGGAAAAUACAUUUCAUGGGGAGGUAAGGUUGUUUCAUUUUUUCCUCCUUCCUGAGGCUCUUAUGUUAAGUUUUUAGCUCCUGUCUUAUGAUGUGCUUCCAAAUGCUCCUGUCCGUGAAUGCUCACAAUGCUUAUUGCACUGUCUUCACUUUGUGUUUGCUAGGUGCUGCUUUUCUCUGGCAGUACCUCACAUGCCAGUACUGCUGGAUGGAGACUCUGGGUUCAGUGUUAGGUAACACAUCUGAUUCCUGGCUCUGUGAUACCAAGUGGCAGUUGAUUACAGGUUGUAUUGAUGGGCUCUUAUUUAAGUCAUUCAACAACAACUUUUCCCAUUCCUGAUCAGUUGUAACACAGAGACUUAGCAGUACAAGUAUAUUUAAAUGAAAAAUCAUUCUGCCUUGUUUAUCAUGUCUUAACUAGAGCAUUUAAAAUGAACUGCUUUAAAAUUUCUGGUCUUGCGACUAAGAUUUAAAGCUAGUUAAACUUCUGCUCUAAACUGUUUCGGAAGUGUGAGAUGUUACCCCCCUUUUCUCCUGUCUUGUCAUCUUUCCUUUCUUGUGGCAGCUUUUAUAUAUGUGCAGUGAUUGUAUUAAUAAGUGUACACUGUGCACAAGAGCUUUUGCUCCUGAGACUUUUUAACGUGCUUUACCUUCUCCUGUCUGAAUCUAAUUUUGCUUUUUCCUGUGACUCCCCUUCUGUUCUUCCAUCUGCUUGGUUUAACUGCUUCAUUCUCUCCUGGAAUUCUGUACUCACUAAUCCUUUUACCUUCCUCCCAUCACAGCUUUGUAUAGUUUCUUUGGCUUAAGUUCAUUUUGGUUUCAGCAUACCUUUCACUGAGAUGUUCCAGGAUGAGCUAUGAUUUUGUGAAACUGGAACUGCUAAAAUUGUUCCUUCUUUCUCUCUCUCUCUCUCUCUCUCUCUCUCUCUUUUUUUUUUUUUUAACUUUUUAUUACUGCUUGCAUGUGUCAUUUGUGGUGCUCCUGGUAUUUGGAAAAAUAUUGUAACAGAUCUGGUUUCCUGCUUCUCAGAAUGUACAUUUUUUUUUUUUUUUUUCCAUUUGCCACAGUUUCUAAAAGCUGUGACAGUAGCCCUCCAAGUAAAAUGAGAGAGGCAUCAGUCAAGCAAAAUAUGAAUGCAUAAUACAUUUCAUUGCAAGUCUCAGUGAUUUUGUUUUUGAAGCAUCACUCCUGAUGCUCUUGAUCCCUUUGCUUGAUCCUAAAUAAAUCACAUUGGUCCAGUUCAAUGAUCACCACUCCUUCUUAAGACCAAUCACAACAAGAUAAAACAAGAAAAGAAAUUCAGUGAUUCAUAAGACAUUUUCAAAUGUUAAUAAGAAAAUUGAUAAGGGAAAAAGUAUGAGGAAUUCAGAAUUGGAUUCUAGUUGACUUAUUAGUGCUCAGAGCCUGGCAUCAAGGUCUUGGUAAGAUGAUUCGUUUUUUGAGUGCAGAACAGCUAAUAGGAACUCUGUGAUUUUGUAACUAAUCCAUCUUGCUUCAUGAAAAGGUAGAUAAAAGAGUAUUAAUUACAUUAUACAGUAUUAAUUAAUGUAUUAAUUACAUGCUUUAUAUGUAAGUAAUUUCAUUCUCAAAGGCAGGAAAGAAGCAAGGGAAGUCUCUUUCCAUGAGCAAAUAAAUGCCAGAGCAUUAAGAAACACUGCUGUUUUUUUCUGUCAACAUAUUUGGAUGCACUGUUGUAAACAGAACUUGAUUCGAAGAAUCAGAGAAUCUUAGCAGAUUCCCUGCAAUGCACAGUUAGUGCUGGGAAAAUUCAUCUCUUACACAUGAAAGCAGCUUCUUUUUUUUUUUUUUUCUUUUCCCUUAAGAAAAGAAGGAAGGGGAGAACCCCAGCCUCCCCCAUACUGUUCCUUAUUUGGGCAUCUGUCAAAACAGAGCCUCAGUUCAGCAAUUUCUAUGCACUUUACUUAUUUGGGCAUUUUCAGGAGACUGUUGGUUUUGUUUUGUUUUGUUUUGUUUUUUUCAAUGUUGUCUUUUAACUUUUGCAGCAAGUUGACACUGUCUAAAGGCUCUUUGAAUUUUCUUAGGUAUAGCUGAUACUUCCACCUCUGAAAUACACUUACCAAUGUUUUGUUGUUUGCAGAAACCAUUGACGCGUGAAGAUGAAACCAUGAAGAGAAAGCAGAACGAAUAAUAAUGCUUUUCCGAAACCGGUUUCUGUUCUUGCUGGCUUUGGCAGCCUUACUUGCCUUUUUGAGCCUCAGUCUACAGUUCUUGCAUUUAAUCCCAGUGAACCCUAUCAAGGAAGAUGGGUUGAAUCCUAAGAGCCGAAAGAGAAUAAUGCCUGAUUUGCUGACAGAACCUCCUGCAAUAGAUCCUGUUUACGAAGCUCAGGUUUACUGCAAUAUUCCUACCAUUGCUGAACGCAGCAUGGAAGGCUAUGCACCCCAUUAUUUUAAGCUAGUGUCAGUUCAGGUGUUGAUUCGACAUGGAGACAGAUAUCCACUAUAUGCCAUUCCCAAAACAAAAAGACCUGAUAUUGACUGUACGUUGCUGCCUAACAGGAAACCUUCUCAUCCUCAGCUGGAAGCUUUCAUUAAACACAUGUCCAAAGGGUCUGCAGCCCAAAUGGAUGGUACCCUAAGCAGCCUGCCUCGUUACCCUAGUCAUUCUCUUUGUGAAAUGGGAGAGCUUACACAGACUGGUGUUGUACAGCACUUGCGAAAUGGACAACUAUUGCGAGAAAUUUAUAUAAACAAACAUAAACUGCUUCUGAAUGACUGGACGGCAAAGCAGCUCUACUUGGAGACAACAGGAAAAAGCCGAACCCUGCAGAGUGCACUGGCGCUGCUUUACACCUUUUUGCCAGAUUUUGACUGGAAAAAAAUUAACAUGAGGCAUCAGUGGAGCACCAUUUUUUGUUCUGGAAGCUGCGACUGUCCUAUGCGGAACCACUACCUGGAAGAGGAACAGCGCAGGCAGUACAGCUUACGGGUGAAGAACGGUGAUUUGGAGAAAAUAUAUGUGGAUAUGGCAAAGAUUGUUGGCAUUCCUACCAGGCAGUUGAGAGCCUCUAACCCAAUAGAUUCUCUCUUGUGCUAUUUUUGCCACAAUGUCAGUUUCCCCUGUACCAAAACUGGCUGCAUCGGUAUGGAACACUUCAAAGUAAUCAAAAGACAUCAGUUGGAGGAUGAGAGAGAAAGACAGGAAAAGAAACUUUAUUUCCUGUAUGCCCUGUUGGCUACUCACCCUCUCCUCAACCAGACUGUUAAUCGGCUUCAGCGAAUUGCAGAAGGCAAGAAAGAAGAAAUAUUCGUUCUUCACUCUGCACAUGAUGUCACACUGUCACCUGUUCUUAGUGCCUUGGGCAUUACAGAGGCCAGAUUUCCACGAUUUGCUGCCAGAUUAGUUUUUGAGCUGUGGCAGGAUGGGAAGAGACCCAAAGAACACUUUAUCCGCAUCCUGUAUAAUGGUGCUGAUGUCACAUUCCAGACCUCAUUCUGCAAGGAUUACUAUAAACGUUCCAGCAAGCCAAUGUGCCCGCUAGAAAAAUUUGUUAGCUUUGUUAAGAGGGAUAUGUUCUUAGUUUUUAACAGCACUAGUUAUUAUGAUGCAUGUCGUAGAAGACCACUGUAGGGAAGAAAAGUGAAACUGUUAACUUCUGUGUAGGUGAAAGUCUGUAUUCUGGUUGAGGCACAUUUCAGUUCUGUUGUUUCUUGACAAAUGAUAUUGCUUGGAACAUUCUUCAGUUUCAUUUUCAUUCAAACUGUAGAUGGUGUCCAGUAGAAGAACAGAUCUGAGAAAGUGUUUUGUCUGUGUUAACUAUCAUGAAUUGAUAAACCACAUGAGCUACUGUAAUGCUGGACUUUGCUUGAUAGAGUGAGAGAGCACAGAUUUCAUUUCCCUAUAUUCCAGAGCAAUACUUGCACACCACGAGUUUAAAAACAAAGCAUUCUUUUUUCACCAUCAUCUUGUAAUCACGUAAGCAGCUGUAUCAGGAUAUUUAUAAAAGGUCGGACGUCUGUUUGUAGGAUAUUCUGGGUGUUCCCUACUCAGAAAGCAUUUUAAUAUUUAGGAACAGGACUUUAAAGCGAAGUGCUUCAUUAUACCUGAGCAUGUACAAAUGAGUGUGUGCCUUUCUGACCUCACAGACCUACAGAUACUUACUUAUGUUGCCUGUGCCAGAGAAGGGUGUACUGGAAAAUGUGUGCAAAACUCUGUUCUCUGACUGCACUUUUAGCACUUUGAACAAUACAAACACAAUCUACAAAAAUGUAAUGGUCUUGUUAUAUAAAAAUAGGUAACAAACACUAAUAUUACCACUAAAUCUGAAUGGGAAAUUAGGAUUAUAAAUCAGUUUUACAGUGAGAUGUGGGCUUUUUCCCAUUGUGAACAUGCUCAAGCUGCCAUGCUAUAAACAAGUCAGUGUUUUUGGAAUUUGAUAUAGUGGCUGCUUGAGACAGCUUGACUAAACACUAAGAAUUUUGUAGCUGAUUUUAGUAUUUUUAUGGGCUAGGAAGCUCUUAUUUUGUAUGAUCAGACUUGUGUACCUACUGCACUGUGUAAAUUUCUGACACAGUAGAUCUUUCAUACUUCAGUUUGUAAAGAGUUGUGAAAGGCUGACUUUCGGACAUUUUUUCCCUUGAUCAGGAUGUACAGACUUAAGAAUAAACUGUCUUUUAUUGGUAACUUGAGCAAUGUGUAGGUAUGAGAACUUGUAUCCAAACUGUUUUCAUCUCUUUAGGAAUAGUAAAUUGAGAAAUAGUUUUUAAUAGAAGCUGUAGAAAUUUUAUAAUUCUGGAGGGUGGGUUUUUUACACAUCUAGAAAUAACGUAGUCUGUGACUCGUGACUUGGUGCUAGUUUAUUAAAAAAAAAACCACCACAUAAUUAAGCAUAGGUCUCUAACUGAUGAUAUUUCACUCUGUUUUCAGUGCUGCAUUUGAAUGUAUUUCUUUAAAUAAAAAUGUAGGGACUCUUUGUGAAUUUGUGUGUUACAUUUAUUUUUACUUCCUUAGUUGUUAGCAGUAACAAGCCUAAGUGUAUUUUGUUAAGCUGCUUGUUGCUUUAAUAACUUCUGCAUUGGCUCACUUCAUGUGUUCCUGUUCCAGAUCUGAGAGGGGGCAGGUAAACACUUCAUCAAUAUCAGAUUAGAGUGUGUAACUGCUGAAAAAGUUUUCUUUCCUAAGCCCAAAUGGAUGCACUCUAUUAGUCAUCAUAUGCAUUUGCCUGCUGGAGGGCAAUCAGGAAGACAAAAUGUGAAAGCUGAGCUCAAUUUUAUAAAUUAUGUGAACUGGACCAUUUCUCUAAAAUAAGUGCCAAAUAGUCCAAGCAGUUCUUCAAUAGUUUGCUCUGCAGAGUGAUAUCUGUUGGAGUUUUAAUGAUCUUUGGUGACCAUUUACAGGAAUCAUGCAGAAGUGCAGAAAACAUUACUGUGUGCCUAUUAUUGGUGUUUUAUAUCUGUCUGUUUUUUUAAUUCAUGUGUGUGGGAAGAAAAAGGAAAGCAAGCUAAUUAGUCUUCUGUAUCUGCACAGUUUCUGACUAUAAGCUCUUCUGAAACACUUGGUACAGCUCUAAUGCUACUGGAAGAUCUAAGAGAAAGAGCUGUGAGGCUGAGGUCCUGUAUGCAACUUCCUGAGUUAGUUAUGGAAACAGAAUGGUGAGCCAACUGCAUUAUCAAACUCAAUGGCAAGGUUUUAAAAUUUGACUUAGUUUAUGAUUAAAUUGGUACCUGAGAGUGAAUUUGAAUUUGAGUCUUAGAUCUACCUGGGCAAUGGAGAAAGGCAUAUCCUAGGUCUCAUGAAUACACUUCUGGGAUGGAUGGAUGAAUUAGACCUUUCAAACAGGAAACCUUGAUCUGAGCAAUUGCAGGGUUUUAUCAAACAGAACAGAAAUAAAUGCCGUUGCUUCAAGGAGUGCUGUUUGAGAUCCUGUUGUUGCCUUUAAAUUGGUGUAGGACUGGGACAUUUUGUGCAUUGUGUGCAGUAUUUAGAAACUAGUGUUUAAACAUGUUGAGUACUUGUGGCUGGGUUGAAAUGUGUCAUGUUUUUCCUUAUAAAAUUCAGCUUACAUAUAUCUCAGUGAGUGCUGAAGUGAAGUCUCGUUUUUUGCCCUCUACUUGUUUCAGUUCUGGUAGGUAUAACAGCCUUAGUUUCAAAUGCUCUUUGAACAUUGGGAAUGUCAUAUAGUUUUGUUUGAGCUGUUUAUUUUAUGUUUGUAUUUAGGAGUGCCCAAGAAGGCAGUUAAAUGCAAAACAUUUGCAUGUAAAAUAGCACAGAAAGAAGAUUCUCUUUGAAAAACGCAUUAUGACAGCUAGGAAAGAUAAAGAAAUAGGUGCCCUCUCGUGGUGACACACAAAUGAUUUAGUGUGAAUUAACUGGGGAAAAAAAAUCAUGCCUUUGCUUUGGAAUUGCAGCAUUGUGGAAAAGCAAUGUUAACAAGUAUCCCGUCAAUGACUUCCAUCCUGCAGACUGAAAAGGAGACCUCAUUUUCCGCAGUGUAAGUGAAUUACUGUUAAUUUAUAGCAGGUGCUCAAAAUCUUGUGAGGUGAAGUGGGGAUAAUGAUAACUGUGAAACCUGUUUUGAAGGAGUUCAUGUUGCUGAGCAUAAGUGUAUUCUCCAGGUCACUGCAGCUUUGCUGUCCUAUGUAUCAAGUUCAGCCCUACUCUUUUCAGCAGAGCAAGUUUUGAAGUUAAUAAAGCUGAUAGUAUAUGGAAUUAUAAAGCA
Phasianus colchicus (ring-necked pheasant) is the source of this 13464-nucleotide messenger RNA. NCBI's taxonomy places the organism in Eukaryota, Metazoa, Chordata, Aves, Galliformes, Phasianidae. The record is from RefSeq and is a predicted model, not a curated record.